ACUGUGGCCCCUCCAUACUUCAGUUAACUAGAGACUCUGUAUAGCAGCGGUCGACUCUCUGACACCUCUCUUCAGCGAUCAAUCGUAUUUCAUUUAUCAUUUGUGGAAUUUAUCAGUGUAGUUCUGUGUGUAGUGCGUAAGGAAUUUAAUUGUGUAUAGGUUGGCUCGUUCCGCGGUCAAUAACGUCACUAUAACCCACUGCAGAUAUUGCUGCAACAUUUAAUAGUGGAACUGGCUAUUUCAUAACGUUUCCGGAAAGAUCGGCAUAAUGAAGAGAAGUAGAAGCUUCACCAGUGGCUGGUGGGUUGUAUUGCUCACGGCGACCUUAGCAGUAUCAGUGACCGGGGACGCCGGCGUGGGACUGUUCAAUGCAAAGCUGAAGCAAAUAGUUACAUCUAGCACCCUCAAAUGGGUCAACCUGAAGAAGGAAAUGAUGGAAAACUAUAUCGUUGGCGCCGAAUCAGAAGAAGGACCAAUAUACCUGUGCAGAACUAGACAUGAAGGCGACAUGCUGCUGGGACAACUCCGACCUGCAUAUACAUCAUGUGCCGUAUCAGGAACUAAGAGUUAUGACUUAUUUGAAGUGAUGGAAAAUCUUGAGAAUGCAUCACUGAUCAUUUGGGAACCCUGGUAUAAGUUUAACUCCAAGCCGAGUGGCGCAGUAGCAGUAGAUUCCUCCUUGGACUCUACAUUUAUUGGUCGAAUAAAAGCAGACGGUAAAUUCUCACAUAAUAUUGGAAGAAUAAAUUACGAGAGUACUGUAGGAGAAUUGAUUUCAUUCGAUGAGCAUAACACCGAAUUAAUAGAAAAUCACGGAGAAAUUCUGAUAGAAGUGGAGCCAGUAAGCUAUAAAUUGGAAGAUGUCCAGCUAGAUCUAGAUACACAGCACGUGCGACAAACUGAUCCUGAGGUGUUUGAAGAAAGGGUUUUGCGAAACGACGAUGUCGUUGCAGCUACAGUUACAACAGAAAUUGAAUAUAAAUACAAUUAUACAUUAUCUUGGGGACACGGCCACGGUAUUGCCAUCGGUUUGAGCACUACUAUAGAAAUGAGUGAUGGAACAAAGUUCCCCCAAAUAGAAUGGGCAAAUCCCUUCACUGAACAAAAGAAAGAACUUUUUAAGCUGGAGAAAUUUUUAGAGCCGGGCACAGCGUGUAAUGUUACCUUUAGAGGCAAUCAAACUGAUCGCGAUGUUCAAUAUACUGCCAAACUAACAACAAUUUACAAGAACAAUAAUGCUCGCUCUAGACAGAUGAGAGGUGAAAGGAUUGAAAACACUGUUGAAGUGGAAGCGAUCUAUGGUGAAGUUUAUUACCUGGUUAAUAACACACUGGUUCCGACGACGACAACAACAACCACAACAACGACAACGACGACGACAACGACAACUCAAGCUCCUCCACCACCACCGUCGCUCAUUGAAAAGAAUGACAUCGGCAUGAUUAUGGACAGCAACAGUGUUCUAGACGACAGCGGCGAAGACAUGGUGAAAGGACCCCAGGAAAAAGAAGACAUUCACAGAUCAGUCGUUGGCGGUCUGGGCAGCACUCCCAAUAACAGCGCUGAAUAUCAAAUUCUUUCUAUUGCAGCUCUUAUUCCCGCAUUAGCACUGUUACUAUAAAAUUAUUGGUUUUUGUUGUAAAUAAAGAGAAUUUAUAUAUAAUAUUAUUGUCACAGUAGUUGCUUGAAGUUGACGUAUUGUUGGACAUACAGGCUUUACGGCGUUUGCGGUUCAAGACAGCUUUCGCGACUUUAUAGAUAUUGUACAUAAAAACCUAAUCGUAGAACAUUCCCUUUGAAUUAUUCCAUUCCAAUUGUGUACAUUUGAAGGAGCCAAACAUAUUAAUGUAAAUAGGUUUUGUACAUAGUUAAGUUUUUGUCGUAGUCGCACAGCGGCCUCGACGUUGCGGUGAAGUUCGAAUGACAUCGCUGAAAAGAGCAGCUCGUAUCAGUAUGAUUGAAGAUCGUUACCAGCAACCAUCGUAUACCGUUUUCAUAUACAUUGAAAAUGUUUAAUUUAAUUUGUUACAGUCUCUUUUAAAUAUUAUUUAUUUAAUUAUUUUUAAAUAAUUGACCUUUUUGAUCAAUUAGUUUUACUACGGGGUGAUAUUUCAAACCACAUUUAUUUAAGCCUUCAUAAAUCUGAAGAAAUUGUAUGAUUAUAUAUUCUAUACAUUUAUUUGCCUAUUAUAAUUAAAUAUAAAUUAAUUGUUAUAGUUUUACUAAGCAUUGUAUAUUCUAAAAGAGAAUGUCAGGUGAUAUUCAUAUCUUUGAAAUAAUAUAAAAUUAAUUUAACUCUUCAUAGAUAUGAUAAAGAUAUAAUUAUUUUGGUUGCAGCUGUAUCAGUUUAGUAGUGAAUGCACAAAGAUCAUUUUCUUUAAAAAAAUAUUUUAAUUGGAAUUCCACGAUGAAUAAACUCUGUAGUACCGAUUCUGAGCUAUCUAAACUCAGAGAGUAAAAUAAAAUUAGCAUUAAUAAACUCAUUUUAAUAGUAUCCUCAUUAAAAAAUGAUAUCGUAAAUGGAGGCGCGCGGCCGCUCCAGCCUGCCUUGUGCUUGAAUACAGCUAAGUCCCCGUACCACAAAACUAUGCGCGAAACGUAAAAAAUAAACGACAGUCGCUCUCGCGGGACGCUAUUUAUCACCACUCGGCGAACACUACUAUAAUGGCAACUGCCACAUUCUUCACUGGUCUGUUGAUAUCUAAGUAAUUUGUAUGAACAUUUAUCCAUUUAAGUAAUAGAUUAUAAUUACGAAUAAAGCUUAGCAUUCUUGUGUAAAGAAAUGAAUGAUAUUUUUGUAUGAGAAUGUAGCGUACUAGAAAUUAAGUGAAUCAUUGUGUGUAUUUACCCUUACUUCAGUAUUUUGUCAAAUCACAUUUUGUAGAGAUUGUGUACUGUGUAACCUCACACCAGAAUCUCAGUUUUAUCACUAUCCCACCUAGUUAUACAGUUAGUAUUUAGAGUUACAUUAUAUAAUAUAUUGAACUAAUUUUACCUACGUGUAUUUCAUGGGUGUUUUGAUAUUAUAUUAAUAUGUAAGAGUGCUUCGCGAUUUGUUGUAAUACAUCUUAAUGUUGUAAGGAGCAAAAAGAAUAGCAGAAAUUAAAAAAAUACUGAUGAAAGAAAGACCGGUAUUCUAGAAGCUGUUUCAAUGUUCGUUGUAAUAUUGCUUACCUGCUCAAGGAAAGCUUAAUCGUAUAGGAGAGAUUACAAUAUAAUGAAACAUGGUCUUUGAUACUGACCUAAUGCCCUCCGUAUCUUGAGUACCGUUAUAAUUCGAAAUUUAUAUUAUAAAUUGUUAUUUCACUACAAGCUAAUAAUUCUGCCAGGGGUAAACUCGCAAUAGCACCUUUAAAUGUAAUACCGAAUAGAAAGAUUGUAUAAUUUUGAAUACAAAAGAACUUGAAAUAUUUUAUAAAUAUUAUGGAAAUUAAUAUGCCACGCUGUUCAAAAUUAGUUCUUCAAUGUGUCCGCAAGAGGCGCUCAUGGUAAAUUUAUGGGUACAUCGCGUGUACGGAUGUUAGAUAACAUAUAAGUGUUUGCUUCAAGUUAUUAGCUAGUGGAACCGUUAAAUAACUUAAGAUAUUUGUUUAUGUCGUAGUUCAAGUUGUGAAUCUCAAUUAUUAUUAUGACAUUAUUGUUUUGCGAAGCAUUAUUGUGAUGUUCCAUGUAAGUUUUGUUUCAAUCAUUAAAUUAUAAUAUUAAUGG
Molecule: messenger RNA, 3708 nt
Organism: Leptidea sinapis
Lineage: Eukaryota; Metazoa; Arthropoda; Insecta; Lepidoptera; Pieridae
Gene: uzip
Product: protein unzipped
Exons: 4
Coding region: 269-1621 (450 amino acids)
Source: RefSeq, a predicted model, not a curated record